Pseudomassariella vexata is the source of this 1512-nucleotide messenger RNA. Its product is annotated as MATE efflux family protein. Gene Ontology annotation, cellular component: membrane. NCBI's taxonomy places the organism in Eukaryota, Fungi, Ascomycota, Sordariomycetes, Amphisphaeriales, Pseudomassariaceae. The transcript has a single exon. The record is from RefSeq and is a predicted model, not a curated record. Bases 1 to 1512 code for a protein of 503 amino acids. Gene Ontology annotation, molecular function: xenobiotic transmembrane transporter activity; antiporter activity. Gene Ontology annotation, biological process: xenobiotic detoxification by transmembrane export across the plasma membrane.
AUGACGGACACUUCGUCUUUUUCAACCCUGACAUCGAAGUUACCUCCCCAAGCUUCACCAGAUGAGUCGACUUCCUUGCUACGAAAGCCGCCCUCGGUCAUGACAGAUACAGAAGAACCGUGGUAUAGACAAUGGCUAUCUGAAAUAUGGCUUCUCACACGAGCUUCAAUACCCGUCAUUUUGGCAUAUACCCUCCAGAACAGCCUGCAGACAGUAUCAGUCCUGAUCGUUGGUCGGUUAUCGCCCGAGGCACUAGCGACGGCCGCCUUUUCCUACAUGUUCGCCAUGGCCACGGCGUGGCUCGUUGCCCUCGGUGGCACAACAGCGCUGGACACAUUGGCCUCGAGCAGCUUCACCGGGUCACAGAACAAGCACGAUCUCGGGAUUCUGCUUCAAAGAGGCAUCAUCAUCUUGUCGGCAUUUUACGCCAUCAUCGCGGUCCUAUGGUGGUUCUCAGAACCCAUCUUCCGGGCGAUGGGGCAGGAGGAGUUCAUAUGUGUUGAAAGCGCCAAGUUUCUUCGUAUUCUCAUUCCGGGUGGAUUGGGGUACGUAUGGUUCGAGACGAUGAAGAAAUAUCUUCAGGCGCAAGAGAUACACCGACCUGGGACAUACGUACUUCUCAUAACCUCCCCCCUGAGCGCGCUGCUCAACUACCUUCUCAUCCACAAAGCCGGCAUGGGGCUAUAUGGUGCACCACUCGCAACUGGCAUCGCCUACUGGUGCUCAUUCCUGCUUCUCGCCGCGUACGCUACCUUCGUGCAAGGGAAGGCGUGUUGGGGUGGUCUGGAUCUUCGCCGGGCUUGCGCCCACAUUUGGCCUUUUGCCCGGCUUGCCCUGCUGGGGUUCAUCCACGUCGGCACAGAGUGGUGGGCCUUCGAGAUCGUGGCCCUUGCCGCCGGUCGACUAGGCACUAUCUCCCUCGCGGCGCAAUCCGUCAUCAUGACUGCGGAUCAGAUCAUCAACACGAUUCCCUUUGGUCUUGGGGUUGCCGCCUCGGCUCGACUGGGGAAUCUUCUCGGGGCGAAGAGGGCGCGCGAUGCUGAACGUGCGGCUCAUUGCGCUGCGAUUCUGUCCGCGAUUCUUGGGGCACUUAUCCUCACGGUGCUCAUGUCAACUAAAGAUGUAUUCGGCAGAAUAUUUAACGAUGAUGAGAGGGUGGUCGAGCUGGUAUCGGAGGUGAUGCCGUACGUGGCGCUGUUCCAGAUCGCGGAUGGGUUGAAUGGUAGCUGUGGUGGAGCUUUGCGUGGUAUGGGCCGGCAAUGGGUUGGCGCCCUCGUGAAUCUAAUCAGCUACUACGGCGGUGCCUUACCAGCGGGCAUCUAUCUUGCCUUUCAUGGAUGGGGACUGGCUGGUCUGUGGAUAGGGCAGUGCGUGGCGCUGUAUCUUGUCGGGGCCCUGGAGUGGGUCAUCGUUGGGUCUAGUAACUGGGAGAAGGAAGUCAAGAGGGCUUUGGAUCGGCUAGAGGAUGGGGGUAUGGGCGCACACGUGGAAGAUGCCGUAGGCGAGGUCUGA